UAAUCUGCCCAAACGCCGCUUCUGUUUUCUUUGCUUUCAGCAACUGUCGAUAUAGCAGAACCCUGCAUCCUGCCGUACCUACUGGUACAUAUUUGCUGUUGCAGCCACAAAACGCAAGUGGCGUUCGAGCAGCUGACACUUCUGUCAAAUAAGAAUGAAUAUUGGAUAUUAAUUUUCUGACGAAUGAUAGUACGGUGACUAAUUCUCAUUUGGAUUAAAUUACAAAAAAUUGUAACUCUCCUAAUUAGGUAUCUACUUUACUAUCAAUUUGAUACUUAAGUCAAAUUAUCUCAUGUACGUAUCAUAUGCGUCAUUACAAUGCGAAAGGUUUAUUAUUGAUCAUUCAAAUUUCAUAUUUUGAAACACUUAUAAUCUUACAGAUAAACCUGAUACCAUCGAAAAGUAAGAAUCGUUAUUCAAUUGCUUUUCUUGAAUCCGUUAAACAUUUUUUUUUAUUUUAAUCUUAUAAAAAGACUAAGAUCGAUCUUAUCAUAUAGAAGCAUUUGUAUAGGUGGGCAUUAUCCGGGCUGUUUAAACCGCACUUGGGGAUUCUUAUCAUUCCAGAGCCGCUUAUCGGACACUUUAACUUGGACCAUUGUCCACAUUUCUAUAUCAGUUAUGUAGCCCGACGUAACUGACGUCUGUCUUGUUGACGAUGAUGUUUUCACUUAUUACAUUUGCACUGCGAAAACCUGGAGUGUGUAAGUGGCAUAAAGUUGACAGCUAAAGGCCCAUUCACACAUGUCCACACAUCUUUACAGUAUCUGGAAGCAACAGUUGGAGGGGAGAAGAACUUGCAAGUCGUACGGACAUGCGUAAGAUACGUCGGUACAGUCGAACCGACUGAACGUAGUCGCAGCGAAACUACGUCGAGCGUGGGUCGUGCGCGCUUAUCGAAUAGUGAUUCGCUAGAGAAGCAGAUUAUCUGAAAAGAAAUAAAAAUAAGAACAAAGAAUAUCAAGAAGAAUGGAAAUAUCGAUAAAAGCAUAGAAUCAAAUAAAAUUUAAUAAAAAAUUAUUUUUGAUCAAAGAUACAAAAUUUCGCAAAGCUGAAAAAAAGGCGACUGGACGGAGUUUCAAUAUGAACGUUACAAGAGACAUAGAAAAGUUUGUCUAUAUACAAUCAAACACGUUAUCGUGGGCAAAGACUCUAGCAUUAUUUUGAAAAUGUUUGUCUUCAACAAAUUUAAUUUGAAUUUACCGCGUUCUUUUCGUCUGCGUCUGACACUUGUUUUCUGAGCAGAACUAUUUUCCCUUUUUAAAUAGCAUAUACGCUACGUGCUAUAUGUAUCCGCCUAUCUUCCUAUAAUCAACGGAAACUGUUUUUCGAAAAGUUUUUAUCACAUGAACGUAGCUGUGGUAGCGCAAUAUAAUCUUCAGGGACGAAAAAAAAAAACUGAUCGAGUGGAUUUGAGUGACUAAGUGAAAAACUAAGAAAUAAGUAAUAACUGUAACACUAUCUUGAGAUUGUAUCAGCAAUAAUCACACAGUACUAAGUUUAAUCAGCGGACUCAUGCCCUUUUCGAAUAAGAAGCAACUCAAAUCAAUAAGAUCGUCAUGUAGCCUCAUAUAAGGAAAACAAUAAAUCCUGGUAUUAAUGAACACCGGACGGCUGUAGUGGAUGAAGGAGAACAUUUUUUUUUUUAAGAACUACAAAAGACCUCAUGGCGGGACACGACGAUCCUGACUUCACCAGUCCUCUUCUGCAAGAUCAGAUGCUCUGGAAGGAGGAGCUGCGAUGUCGCAGUGAAAAUACAACGCGUGAGGGAUGGUGUCCUGUCGUCUGGGAUGGUAUCCUGUGCUGGCCAUCUACUAUUCCUGGUGACACAGCAUCCGCAUUCUGUCCUUUUUAUAUCGCAGGAUUCGACACACAAGCAAAUGCCACGAAACAUUGUAUGCCUAAUGGACAAUGGUACUUCAGGGAAGACCUUAAUACAACCUGGACAAAUUUUACCCAAUGCUACAGGCAGCCAUACGCCACUGUUUUAAUGGAUCUUUCUGGGGAUGUUCAGUCUGAUAACACUACCAUGAUCGCGCAAUUUCUACCAGUUGUAAAGACUAUAUCGAAGGUUGGCUACACUGUCUCCUUGUCAACCCUUAUAGUAGCCUUCUGUAUUCUAGCGACUAUCAAGAAGUUGCGAUGUCCGAGGAACAUACUGCACAUGCACCUCUUUGCAUCCUUCAUGACCCGGGCCUUCAUGGCGCUUAUGAAGGACGUUGUCCUAGUCAUCGGAGUUGGAUUAGCCUCCGACGUCCUUGUAAAGGAUGGCGAGACCUACUGGCUCGGUGAUGACGUCGAGAGCAACUGGCAGUGUAAAGCGUUCACCAGCUUGUGGCAGUACUUCAUCCUGGCAAAUUAUUCCUGGAUCCUCAUGGAAGGACUGUACCUUCAUAACUUGGUAUUUCUCGCCCUCUUCACGGACUCCAACUCCAGUAUAGCCGGUUACGUGGUGCUCGGAUGGGGCCUACCUGCCAUUUUUGUCCUACCUUGGGUCGCCAUGAGAGCAGCCCUUGAUGAUACUUACUGUUGGACGACCAAUAAAAAUCCCUUUCUAUUUUUGAUUAUUCGGGUACCCACAAUGUUAUCCAUCUUGAUCAAUUUUGUACUCUUUGUUAAUAUUGUCAGAGUACUCUUGUCGAAAUUGAAAUUGACGGUGUCUGAGGAGACUCAAAGAUACAAGAGAUGGGCCAGGAGUACUCUGGUACUAGUACCUUUAUUCGGAGUACAUUAUACGGUUUUUCUUGGGAUGUCUUACAGCAUUGGAGUCAACAAAACAGUCGAGAUCGUAUGGCUUUUCUGUGAUCAAUUCUUCGCCUCCUUUCAAGGAUUUUUCGUCGCUGUACUUUAUUGCUUCCUGAACGGGGAAGUAAGGGCGGAAGUUACGAGAGCUUGGCGAAGUAGAAAGUGGCCACGUUUACGUAGUGGACGCUGGGGUCAACGGCCUUCUACGCAUUCCUGCAGCACGUGCAGCUGCAAUGCAACGAAAUUGAGUAGAGAAUCAAAGCAUCCAAAGUGGUGGACAGAACCUUGGAUCUGUUUCUGUCGUAAUCGUGAUACUCAUCGUUCGACUCACUCCAUGGCGAGUACACAAGAUGUUGGAACGCGCGGGUGUAGUUUAGCAAGUAGCAGAGGUUAUCUGGAGGUCGUUGGAACAGGCCCCCUUAUCAAUACCGGAAGUCAAAGUUCGACCGCUACGAAUCAUGCUUCUCCGCUUUGCAGCAAAUAUACAGAUCAGUCUUUGCUCUCGUUUUGUUCAAACAUGUCCGAAAUGUAUGUUUGCCCAGCCGGCACUGACAGAAAUGAAAGAAUUCGAGAACAGCAUCGCUGGAGUGACUCGGAAUGCUGUCAUCUUGCUUAUGAACUUCACAGUCUACAGCAACACACACCCUUGGAUCGUUAAUGACAUUUUAAUUUAUGUGAAAUCGAUUUUCAACAUACUUGCUGUUGGCUGCCGCUGUGUUUUAUAGGCCAAAGAUGAAGCGAACUAAUAGCAACUUUUACCGGAAACGUACGAUGUGCCAUUUUUUUAAUUGACAUGUUUCACGAGUCUUUUUUUAAUGAAAACUUUCAGUAUCUUUAAAGGUAAUCGCUAUUAAUCAAGAAUACCAAAGACCUUUUAGUGUACUUUAACGUGGAAUUAUUUUUAGGUACGCCUGAUUUCACUUAAUGGUUAAGAAUACCACAGUACUAAAAUAAUAUUUCGUAAAUUUUUAUUCUCCUGAAAUGAAAAUACAAUACUAUGCACGUGCAUAUUUUAACUUAUGUUCAAUGUGCUGGUAUAAGAGAGUACUGUAUUUUCAAUACGUGGACAUUUUAAGUGAAUAAUGUUUUAGAGUUUCGUUUCAAUUGUGUGCGGUACAUUCGGGUAUCAGACCAUUAGAUGAAAUCACGGGUACCUUUAUUAUUGAUCUAAGAGGGAAUCCCGAGGGUUAAGGAGUCAAAGUUUCUAAUUAAAUUUACCAUCGGUAAUUAAUUGUGAAAACAAAACUAAUUACGAAUUCGUACAAAACACGGAACGGAUCGAUAGUUUCUUUCUUUCGAUGUGAAUGCAUUUUCUAAGAAAUUAAAUUGAAGACGCGAACUGUUAUGAUAAGUUAAAAUAUAGAAUACUCUAUCGGUAAGAAGCGUUGUAUGAUAUUACGUAAGAUACAAAAAGCGCGCGUUCUUUGAAUGGCUUUAUUAGUUCUGUAUUUUUGAAUCGUUAAAAAGAGGGACAGCAUUUUAAGAUUAGGCUGACGAUCAGGUAUUUUUAAAAUAGGAUACAACGUAGGAUUAUAUUUUUAAGUGGGGAAUUACAUACGUACAAAUAUUGCGUUACGCAAUUUUAAUAGAAUAUGUGCAUAAAAGAUAUUUACAGACAGUAUCGACUUAAUUUUCAGCGAAUUUCUUAUUUUAAGUCAAAGAAUAAAUGUAUGAUGUUAAGUGUAUGAUAAUUCGGAAUUAUCAUUGAUUAUUCGUACUUUGAACAGUCAUGGAUUUUAAGGAAGAACAAAGAUAUAGUUACGUAAGAUGGAGCAUCUAAAUGAUAUACCUUGACAGCUCUCUAUGUAUGUUAAUUAAUUUAUGCUAUCUACUCUAUGUUUAGUUUAAAUAAGUGCAAAGAGCAACGAUGAACUGUGAAAUAAAAUCAUGUGAACUGUA
Messenger RNA from Cephus cinctus (wheat stem sawfly), 4641 nucleotides. RefSeq names its product parathyroid hormone/parathyroid hormone-related peptide receptor. Bases 1664 to 3400 code for a protein of 578 amino acids. Gene Ontology annotation, cellular component: plasma membrane. NCBI's taxonomy places the organism in Eukaryota, Metazoa, Arthropoda, Insecta, Hymenoptera, Cephidae. Gene Ontology annotation, molecular function: G protein-coupled peptide receptor activity; peptide hormone binding. The record is from RefSeq and is a predicted model, not a curated record. Gene Ontology annotation, biological process: adenylate cyclase-modulating G protein-coupled receptor signaling pathway; cell surface receptor signaling pathway. The transcript has 13 exons.